AUGGCGGCUGUGCACCCAGCUCUUCAGGAAGCUGGGAGAUUGGUGGUUCCUCUGUAUAAGACUAUGGAAACGAGAUGGGUCUUUUUAUUGGUAGCAGCUGACACAGCAGCGAAAGCUUGGCUAUACAAGGCUGUGGUGGAGACAAGGCCUUGGGAAGACGCAUCUCUCAAAGUGGUUUAUGUUGAGUUGCCCCAGAAGAUGGUCAAGAUGCACAAGUUAAUACUUUUCCUUGGAAUAUGCGCGGCUUUCGUUUUAGGCAAUAAGCUGCCAGAACAUACUGAAACACCUGCUAAAGAUUGUGGAAAAAUAGUUGGUUGCUUCUAUCAAACAGGCCAUCCAAAUGGUAAGGGAUACGCGUUACAAAUAAAGGACAUCGAUGUGUCUCUCUGCACUUAUAUUUACUACGCAUUAGUUAAACUUGGUGCAGAUGCUUCUGUUGACAAUCGCGAUGCACAUGCAGAGAAAUAUGGAGGACUUAAAGAUUUCAACGACCUUCGAAAAAAGCAUAAAAAUCUUAAACUCAUAGGUACAAUGGGGGACAUAUUCACUGUUAACAAUAAAUUACUCACUGAUGAGUCUUUGCGUGAAAAACUUGCCAAUAAUGUUUACGACUACGUGAUAAAAUAUGGAUUUAGUGGUAUGGACAUCGACCAUUCAGACCUACCUCAACAUGGCGGAAAUCCCCCUGAUAAGAAAUAUUUCGUUUUAUUCUUGAAGGCACUCAAGAAAAGAUUCGAUAAAAAACGACUCAUUUUGUCAGUCUCAGCUACUCCUUAUGUAUAUGAUUCGGACAUACUAUACGAUGUUAUGGGAAUAUCGAAAUAUGUGAACUUCAUAAAUUUACAGACUUUCAUUUUUCACGCAAACGAUGAUUGGACCAAGGCAUCUGGUGUUGGUCAUUCUACUCCGAUGUAUCAGGCACGAAAGGAAAAUGCGGAGGAUCGCAAGCUAAACAUUGAUUACGUUGUGAAAUAUUGGAUGAGCAAAGGUGCUCCAGCAAACAAGUUAAUACUGGGAACUGCUUAUACCACAUUAUCCUAUACAUUGGCUAACCCAAAACAAUUUGGUAGAGGUGCACCAUUUACUAAGAAAGGGAAAUAUGAUGGCUUUAUUAAACAUUUACAAUUAUGUAACUUGAUAAAGAAAUGGACAUAUUUCUUCGACCCGGAACAGAAAGUUCCGUAUAUUCACCAUAAAGAUCAAAUCAUUGCCUAUGAUAAUGUUCAAUCUAUCAAGGUGAAGGCUCAAUACGUUAAGGACAAGCAUCUUGCAGGUGCCAUGGUGUUUGAAAUAGGUGAUGAUGAUUUCAGUGGAGAUUGUGGAGAGAAAUUUCCCUUUCUAAAGACUUUAAACCAAGUUCUUCAAAUCGUUAUUUGCGGCUAUCAAGCAGGCCAUCCAAAUGGUAAGGGACACGUGUUACGAAUAGAGGACAUCGAUCUGUCUCUUUGCACUUAUGUAUAUUACGCAUAUGUUAAACUUGGUGCAGACGCUUCUGUUGACAAUUUUGAUGCGCAUGCAGAAAAAUAUGGAGGAAUUAAAGAGUUUAACGACCUUCGAAAACAGCACAAUAAUUUAACACUCAUAGGAAGAAUGGGGGGCAUAAACGUUGUUAAUAAUAAAUUACUCACUGAUAUGCCUUUGCGUGAAAAACUGGUAAAUAAUGUUUACGAGUACGUGAAAAAAUACGGAUUAAGUGGUAUGGACAUCGACCAUUCAAAUCUACCUCGAAGUGCCAGAAAUCCCUCUGAUAAGGAAAAUUUCGUUUUAUUUUUGAAGGCACUCAAGAAAAGAUUCGAUAAAGAACGACUCAUUUUAUCUGUAUCAGUUACUUCUAAUGUAGAGACUGCUGAUAUAUUAUAUGAUAUGAAAGAAAUAUCCAAAUGCAUUAACUUCAUAAAUUUAAUGACAAUCAAUUUUCACUCAAACGAGAAUUAUGAAAAGCCAACUGGUGUUGGCCAUUUUAGUGCAAUGUAUCAGUCACGAAAGGAAAAUGCGGAGCAUCGCAAGCGAAACAUUGAUAACGUUGUGAAAUACUAUAUUGGCAAAGGUGCUCCAGCAAACAAGUUAAUACUGGGAACUGCCUAUACGACAGUAUCCUAUACUUUGGCUAACCCAAAAAAAUUUGGUAGAGGUGCACCAUUCACUAAAAAAGGAAAAUAUAAUGGUUUUAUUACACAUUUACAAUUAUGUAACUUGGUGAAAAAAUGGACUUAUUUUUUCGAUCCUGAACAGAAAGUACCCUAUAUUCACCAGGGAGAUCAAUGUAUUGCCUAUGAGGAUGUUCGGUCAAUUAAAUUGAAGGCUGAAUAUGUUCAGGACAAGCAUCUUGCAGGUGCCAUGGUGCUUGAGAUUGGCGAUGAUGAUUUCAGUGGAGAGUGUGGAGAGAAGUUUUCACUUCUAAAGACUUUAAACCAAAUGCUAAAGUUCAUACUUUUUCUCGGAAUAUGCUCAGCUUUUGCUUCAGGCCGUAAGCUGCCAGAAGCUGAUAAACAGUGUGAGCAAAUUGUUGGCUGCUACUAUGCAGGAGGAACGAUGGAUGCUAUUUAUGGGUCCCUUUGCACCCACAUGUUUUACAGUUACGUUGGAAUUGGUAAAGACGCUACUGUUAAAAUUAUCGAUCCAUAUGCUGAUAUAGAAAAAACUGGAUUCAAAAGGUUUAACGAUCUUCGAAAAAAGAGUCCUAAUUUAAAAACCUUAGCUUCGUUGGGAGAUAGAGAUGAUAAAUUAAUGGGUAUCACUGACAAUGAUUCACCUUAUCGAGUAUUUACUAAUCCGAAUCUACGAGAAAACCUUGUGAAUAACAUUUUCACCUUCGUGAAAAAAUACGGAUUCAGUGGAAUAGAUCUUGAUUUGACAAAUCGUCCUCAAAGUGGUGGAAAUCCUUCUGAUAAGGAAAAUUUAGUUUUAUCCUUAAAGGCAGUGAAAGAAAAAUUCGAGAAGGAAGGACUCAUUUUAUCUGUGUUAGUUGAUCCUAAUGAAGCGACUGCUAAGAGAUUUUACGAUAUCAAAGGAAUAUCCACAUAUGUGAACUUCAUAAAUCUAAAAACUUUUGAUUUUCACGAAAUCUCUAAUGGAAACAUGAAAGUUGGCCACAUUUCUCCACUGUAUCCUUCAUCGAAGGAAAAUGCUGAAGACCGGAAGAAGAACAUUGAUUAUGUUGUAAAAUACUGGAUUUCGGAAUUAGCUACACCAGAAAAGUUAAUAUUAGGAACUUUUGCGUAUGGAAAAUCUUUUACUUUGGCUGACCCAAAACAAAUUGGAAUAGGCGCACCAUUGUCCGCUGUAGGAUCAUACAAAAGUUCACCAAGGGAUACCAAAGAAUAUUUGCUUCAAGAAUAUUAUAACAUAUGUCCUUUGUUAAAAUACCCAGAAUGGAAGCGGAUCUACGAUAAAGAACAGCAAGUACCAUACAUCUACUGCGGCAAGGAAAUUAUUGCCUAUGAUGAUGCUGAUUCUAUAAAAACGAAAGCUGUGUAUGCUAAGAAUAUGAAACUUGGCGGUGCUAUGAUUUGGUCUGUGGAUGAAGAUGAUUUCAGUGGAGUAUGUGGAGAAAAAUUCCCACUUCUGAAUACAUUAAACCGAGUCCUUAGAAGUAAAUUUUGA
Belonocnema kinseyi is the source of this 3603-nucleotide messenger RNA. RefSeq names its product chitinase-like protein C25A8.4. Bases 1 to 3603 code for a protein of 1200 amino acids. The transcript is spliced from 16 exons. Gene Ontology annotation, molecular function: chitinase activity; chitin binding. Gene Ontology annotation, cellular component: extracellular region. NCBI's taxonomy places the organism in Eukaryota, Metazoa, Arthropoda, Insecta, Hymenoptera, Cynipidae. Gene Ontology annotation, biological process: carbohydrate metabolic process; chitin catabolic process. The record is from RefSeq and is a predicted model, not a curated record.